This is a messenger RNA of Gadus morhua (Atlantic cod), 1516 nucleotides long. Its product is annotated as neuropilin and tolloid-like protein 1. Bases 692 to 1516 code for a protein of 274 amino acids. Lineage: Eukaryota; Metazoa; Chordata; Actinopteri; Gadiformes; Gadidae. Gene Ontology annotation, molecular function: ionotropic glutamate receptor binding. Gene Ontology annotation, cellular component: postsynaptic density. The transcript is spliced from 7 exons. The record is from RefSeq and is a predicted model, not a curated record. Gene Ontology annotation, biological process: positive regulation of excitatory postsynaptic potential.
GAUAACACAUUAACUCCUGGUUGUUGAAGGAGCCGGGGAACCUUCAGUUUGCAGUAGACUGAAGAAUGAAGAAGCUCUCGGAGCACCAUCGAGCCAUCAGAAAUCAUUGAGAGGGCGACGAGCAGCAGCGAAAUGUGACUUGUUCACCCUUUGACAACCCAUCGCCUCAGGCUCUGAUUCAUCCUUAUUCACUCAUCAGAAGAGUGGAGGAGAGGAGGAGACGGAACAUGCAUGCCGUGCUGUUUUACAUGCGUUUGAAUGCCCUAACCCUGUCCUUCUGCAAGGGCUGAAGAGGAAUAAAGAAAAAGGCUAUAUCCAAUCUUAGGACAUAAUAUCCCAAAGGUGGAGCGAUCAGGAAAGGCUGAUGACGGGAGCAUCAUUCGUUUCCGUGCAUCAGAAGCACCAAAGGGGAUUGGAAACGUUUGGAUGGAAAUCGGGCGAGUGUUUAGACCUGUUUCUGGUUUUAUAUGAAACUAGUGGCGAUUAGUACAUUUUUUGUACAUUUUCAAUUCAACAUUUUAUCCCAAGGAGUACAUUUGCCUUUUGCCUUUUCAUUUUAUUUUCUAUUUAUCCGGAUCGCAUCUCUCCAAAGGUCUUGCAGGAACUCUCAUCUUCAAUAGUUUUCUCCUGGAGCUUUCCUUCAUCUAAAUGGAAUUAGUGGAGUCUGCAGCCCUCUGUGAAAGGAACAGACAUGGUACAUGGGAACAGCUUUCUUCACGUUGUUGCAAGUCUUCUCCUACUCGGAUUGUCUGGGGCAACAAAGAAGGACACGGCAGGGAAAAACAACUCAGGCGUGAAGCCCGUGGGUCAGUGCGGUACCUGGGUGAAAGAGCCAGACGGAGGGGUCUUCACGUCACCCAAUUACCCCAGCAAAUACCCCCCCGAGACCGAGUGUGUUUACAUCCUAGAAGCCCCUCCAAGGCAGUGCAUCGACCUCCAUUUUGAGGAGAACUACUCCAUCGAGUCCUCCUGGGAGUGUAAGUUUGACAACAUCGAGGUGCGCGAUGGGCCCUUUGGCUUCUCCCCCGUGAUGGGCCGGUACUGCGGCCAGCACAGCCCCCCCGACAUCAGGAGUAGCGGGCGCUAUCUGUGGAUAAAGUUUGUCACCGAUGGGGAACUCGAGGCGGUGGGAUUUUCGGCGCGCUACAACUUCACUGCAGGUAACAGACGAUUUUUUUUUAACAUCAAGUCUGCAGGAAAUCUGUUGACGUCAGGGGAGCUGCUGGGACAACAGCGCUGCCACCUGUCGCCGUUCGCCAGCACAACAGAUAAAGGAGGAGCUGUGCUGCGGCUCGCCAGAGGCGCCCGCCACCUCCGUCACACGGCCUCGGACCCAGCGGCCCCCGGCGACGCCGUGUUUCCCACGCAUCUCGUUCACGCGUCCGUCACGCCGGCGAUGCCGACGGCUCGUCUGGUCCGAGCACCGCGGAGCCGACCGUCGUUGGAAGCCGUCCACGGGCUGUCCGGCGAUGAUAUCGUGCGGCUGGUGUGGUUCGGCUGCACCAGCAGCACGUAA